This is a messenger RNA of Seminavis robusta, 3108 nucleotides long. NCBI's taxonomy places the organism in Eukaryota, Bacillariophyta, Bacillariophyceae, Naviculales, Naviculaceae. The record is from the annotation of a GenBank genome assembly.
AUGAAUGGAACCAACGGAGCUACCAAGAAGAAGGUAGCCGUUGUUGGCAGUGGUGUGGCUGGUUUGGCGGCAUCUUGGCAUGUUGCUGUUAAUAACCAAGAUGGGCAUCAAGUGCAGCUUUUUGAGGCGGAAGAUCGCUUGGGUGGUCAUGCCUACACCAUCAACGUUGCCGGAGUGGAUGUGGAUAUUGGAUUCAUGGUGUUUAACAACGAUAACUACCCCAACAUGGUCCGUUGGUUUGAAGCUUUGGAGGUGCAGCAAGAAGAGAGUGAUAUGAGCUUGAGCGUCAGUUUGGACCACGGAAAGACGGUGGAGUGGUCCUCGGAUGGAGUGAAUGGACUCUUGGCGAAGCGAUCUCAAGCUGUCAGUCCAGAGUUCUAUUCCUUUGUCAAAGACAUGAUCAGGUUCAAUGAAGAAGCUCGCAAAUUGUUGCAGCUACCCACGGACGAUCCUCGCCGUGGUGUUACCAUUGGUCAAUAUCUCCGAGAUCACAACUACACAGAAGCUUUCUGCUCCUAUUAUUUGUUUCCAAUGGUUGCAGCUAUCUGGUCCUCGAGCAUUGAAGAUGUACUGAAAUUUCCAGCUGAACCUUUGAUUAGUUUCUUCUGCAAUCACAAAAUGCUGCAAACUUUUGACAGACCACAGUGGAACACAGUAUCCGGGCGAUCAAAAUCUUACACUCUCAAGUUGAAGGAGUUGCUAGGAGACAAAGCCAAGGUAUCGACGCCCAUUCUUUCUGCCAAGAAGCAAUCUGACGGAAAGUUUGAGCUUUUCACUACUGGAGAUGCCUCUGUGGGAAUCUUCGAUGAAGUUAUCUUUGCCUGCCAUCCACCCACAGCUGCCAAGAUUCUUGAAGGCAACCAAGAUGAUACCGUUGUAACGGGGCAGCUUGUCGAUUCCCUGUCGAAGAUUGAAUACGCCGACAAUGCCGUGUACAUCCAUUCUGAUCCCAAACUCAUGCCGAAGCGUCGCAGGGCGUGGGCUUCUUGGAAUUGCAUCGGAGACUCGGAUCUUCUCUCUGUGCACAAAAUGAAGGCACCCAAGGAAGCAGAAGCUAUGGAAGGAGGUGGAUCUGGGUUUGGCAACAAGAUGGAAAAGCCAACUCAGAAUGGAUUUAGCAAUGGUCAUCAUCAAAACGGUCACAGCAAUGGACACAGCAAUGGACACCAUACGAAUGGGCAUACUGCGAAUGGACACCAUGCAAAUGGGCACAGUCAACCCCAACUGGAAGGCAAGGAUGGGCGAAUGAAGGCUGUUUAUGUCACCUACUGGUUGAAUCGACUUCAGAACUUGGAGACCGAUAAAGAAAUCUUUGUAUCCUUGAAUCCCCAUGAAAAGCCAGAUCCCGCCCUUACAUACAGGAAAGAGAUUCUGGCUCACCCACAAUUCAACGCCGAAACUAUGGUAGCACGGCAAACUAUCAACGAAAAGUACCAGGGAAGAAAUGGACUGUGGUUCUGUGGUGCUUGGGCAGGUCAUGGGUUUCAUGAGGAUGGAUGCAGAUCUGGUUUUGACGUUGCGACGAGGUUGACAAAGACACCACUGCCGUGGUGUACAAGCAACGAAGACAAGGCUGUCAUGGUGAUCCCGGAGCCCGACCUUUCUAAGGCUACGAAGAUGUCGGGCAUCACAGCUGCCGUCUCCAGGGCCUACCAAACUCUUACGAAGACUCAAUUUGAAGCUCAACGAUGGCUCCAUCGAAUCGUUCGGGGAUGGGUCAGCAUGCCGUUUCGAAAAGCAUCCCAUCACCGUCAGAGUUUUCGACCCAUGGUUCUUCGUGAAGGUUGCUUAGAAUAUGAUCUGGGGUUGGCCCGUUCCUACAUGGCAGGGCACUUUGUUGUCGAGCCGCCCUCGGAUCCAGAAAUGUACGAUCCAGCGAUUUACACCAAGGGCGACCGCAACGAAACAACACGGGCCAUCGGAGACCCUCUUGGAUUGCUCCGGUUCUUUCUUCUGGUUAUCGCGAACAGAGACAGCGCAGGAGCAACACAUAUCCCGAGAAAGUCGCUCAAGGGACAAAGCUAUGCAGAUGCCAUCUCCAACGCCUCGGGACUGAUCAUUUCCCGUGUUGGCUCACUUUUCAACUACCUUCGCUACAAGAUCGUGAUGGAUAACUCAGAGCGUGGUGGCAGCCUGAAGAACAUCCAUGCGCAUUACGAUCUCUCAAACGAUCUGUUCACAACCUUUCUUGACAAAGAGACUCUGAUGUACUCCAGCGCAAUCUACGAUGCCGUCAAGGCCCCUGCGGGACGACCUGGCUUGGUGUUCAGAGACAGCCUUGAGCAGGCGCAAUGGAGGAAACUUGACACGCUCCUAGCUCGAGCUCAAAUCGAACGAGGCCAAACAGUCCUCGACAUUGGUUUCGGCUGGGGAGGUUUGUCUAUCCAUGCCGCGAAAAAGUACGGUUGUAAUGUCACCGGGAUCACUCUCUCUGUCGAACAAAAGGCUCUGGCGGAGGAGCGCGUGAAGAAAGAAGGUCUUGGUCACCUCAUUUCAUUCGAAGUCGUCGACUACCGCGUGUUCGCUAGGAGAAAGGAGAACCAGGGGCGAUUCGAUCGAAUCCUCUGCUGCGAAAUGAUCGAAGCCGUGGGUCACGAUCACCUUCCCGAAUACUUCUGGGCAGUCGAGCAACUUCUGAACCGCGACGGAAUCCUCGUAAUGGAGGCAAUUACUACUCCCGAAGAACGAUAUGAAACCUACCGGCAUUCUACAGACUUCAUCAACACGAUAAUCUUCCCUGGAGGCUGCUGUCCAUCGUUGCAUGCUCUUGUCGACGCUGCCUACAAGUCUUCGGCUCUUACUCUUGAACAUAUUGACAACAUUGGGCUGCACUAUGCAAAGACGCUCUCUGACUGGAGAAAGCGGUUCAACGCCCAGGAGAAAGUUGUUCGACGCUUAGGUUUUGACGACAUUUUCCUUCGCGUAUGGAACUACUACAUGGUCUAUUGCGAAGCCGGUUUCUUGACGCAGACAGAAAACUGCUUGAUUCUAGUCUUUGCUCGUUCUGGUUGCACUGCCCUGGCUCCUCUGAGCGAAGCAAGAUCCGUGACCCAGGACGUUCCGUUGACAGAUUCGGAGGUUGAGAAUUGGCUACAAGACGGAGUUUAG